AUGUCGUAUCAGCAAUCUUACGGACAGGGUCCGCCGCAGGGCUAUAAUCAAUAUCCCCCUGCAGGACAGUACCCGCCGCCGCAGGGACAGUAUGGCCAGCACCAACAAUAUCCACAAUAUCCCCCGCAGGGUCCAGGCCCCUACCAGCAAGGUCCAAGCUCUCAUCAGCCGCCUCAACAGCACGGUUCAUACCCACCUCCAAUGGCCGGCCAUCAUCCACAGCAAACACAAUCACCAUACCCUCCUCAGCAGCAACACCCACCACAGGGUGCCUCUCCAUACCCACCUCCCAUGAGCGGGCAACACCCCCAGCAGCCUGGUCCAUAUCCUUCUUACCCACCAUCACAGCAAGGCAUGGGAUACUCGCACCAAGGCCCUCCAGUCCAGCAGGGCUACCCACAAGGGCAUCCUCCUCAGCCAGGCUACCCGAAUGCGCCGCAACAGCAAUACCAAUCCUUCCCUCCGGGUCCUCCGGGCCAACAGCCACCACCGAUGAUGGCGCCUCCAGGAGCAGGUGGUCCCUACCCCAACUAUCCCCCACAACAAGGCCCAAUGCCCUCCCGUCCCUCCCCCGGCUAUGACCCUUCCUUCCUCCCCCCAGGGACAGCAUCCAACGAAGCCGAAGCUCUCCGCAAAGCCAUGAAGGGCUUCGGAACGGACGAGAAAACGCUCAUUCGCGUCCUGACUAGCACCACCGAUCCCAACCGAAUGGCGCUUAUCCGCCACACCUACGAAAAGAUGCACAACCGAUCCCUAACUAAGGACCUGAAAUCUGAGACCUCGGGAUCGUUCGAGACCAUCCUCGUUUCGCUCGCCACAGGUCCAUUGGAAUCAGAUAUCACGUACCUCCACGACGCGAUGAGCGGGUUGGGCACGAACGAAAAGGGAUUGAACGAUGUUCUUCUAGGACGGAGCAAUGCCGAUCUGCAUGCAAUUCAGCGCGCCUACCGGGACAAAUACCACAAGUCGCUUCUCGAUGACAUCAAGGGAGAACUGAGCGGGAAGACCGAGCGUUUCUUCGAGAUGCUGCUCAACGCGAGACGCCCCGAACCGGGAUCUCCCUUUGAUCCGCGCGGCGUUGACACCGACGUGAGGGAACUUCAUCGUGUGACCGCUGGAAAGGUGGGAACAGACGAGGUCGCUCUUUUCGGUAUCUUCAUGAACUCAUCCGAUGAGAGGUUGAAUGUGUUGGCUGGGGAGUUCGAGAGAAUGUAUCAUGUCCCUCUUGAGAAGGUCAUUCGAAGUGAGUUUUCGGGGCAUUUGGAGGAUGCGCUGGUUACGAUGUUGCGGGUAGCGAGGGAUCCGAUCUCAUUCCAUGGUGCAACUUUGAAGGAGUGUUUCUUCGGGUCCAAUGGGGCUAAUGAGAAGAGGCUGGUGUAUUGGACUGUCAGAUUGCAUUGGAAUCCGGAGUAUUUCGCGAGGGUCAAGGGAACGAUGGGAGGGAAUAUGCGCUCGUUGGUGAAGAGUUAUGUUUCGGGUGGGGAUUUUGAGGAUGCGAUGAUGGCGGUUUGCUCUCAUUAA
Molecule: messenger RNA, 1521 nt
Organism: Aspergillus tubingensis
Lineage: Eukaryota; Fungi; Ascomycota; Eurotiomycetes; Eurotiales; Aspergillaceae
Product: annexin
Exons: 1
Coding region: 1-1521 (506 amino acids)
Cellular component (GO): cytoplasm
Molecular function (GO): calcium ion binding; calcium-dependent phospholipid binding
Source: RefSeq, a predicted model, not a curated record